UCAAAUGGUUAUCGUGAGGUAUUUGAUUUUCGUAAACUAAAACUGCCUCAAUUGGAUUGCCCCACAAGAUGGGGAUCAACAUAUGAAAUGAUCGAUCGACUGAACAAAGCAAAGGACGUUUUGUGCGACAUUGAAGCAAUCGAAAAUAAAACGGAUGAUGAAAAUUUCGACGCUUGCUCUAUGUUGUGGGAGUUUAUAGAUUGUACACUUCUUGAAGACUUUAUGGGAUAAAAUUAAAACAAAUAACCCAAAAGUUAAUUCCUCAAUAACUUCAAUUAGUUCUAUGAUUCUUGAAGAAGGGCUGGAAAAUCAUGAGUUUGACUUGUUAGACACCUAUUUGGGAGCUACAAUAUCGCCUACAGAUGACUGCACGGAUGUUUAUACAAAAAUCGAAACACUGAAGCUUCCUUAUAUGAAAGCAAAUGUUAAUGUAUUGAACUUCUGGAGAGAAAGAAAGUCCACUCAUCCUGAACUGUAUGCACUGAGCAAAGUAUGCUUCGCCAUUCCGCCAACACAAGUCACAAUAGAACGCGCAUUUUCAUCAUUAAAACUUGUACUGGCCGACAAUAGGAAUAGGUUAAACCACGACACUUUGGAAAAUAUUUUACUUGUGAAACUAAACUCAUACCAUUUAGACGGUGCCAUCGACAGCUUCCCUUCAUUUGAAGACGAAGAAAACAAUCAGAAUUAG
This is a messenger RNA of Drosophila mojavensis, 691 nucleotides long. RefSeq lists its product as uncharacterized. The transcript has 2 exons. The record is from RefSeq and is a predicted model, not a curated record. Lineage: Eukaryota; Metazoa; Arthropoda; Insecta; Diptera; Drosophilidae. Gene Ontology annotation, molecular function: protein dimerization activity. The coding region runs from base 284 to 691 and encodes 135 amino acids.